AGAUUGACCCCCGGUAGCAAAAGGAGAGGCGGGAGCACAGGCCAGCUGGCUCUGAAGCCCGGGCGCUUCUCCAAGGAAUUUGGCCCCACUAAGAAGAAGGGGGCAGGGUAGGCGAGGGGGAGGAUCAGAGUGCAGGAGAGCGGGAGAAACGUGCGGGCAGGCCCUCGGCAUCAGCAGCGGCUGCGGCUGCCCCACCCCCCGGAGAACCUGGAGGAAGACUGGAGGAGAAGGAGACGAAGAAGGAGGAGGAGGAGGACAAUGUGGACCCCGCUCCAGAAUUCCGUGGAGGUGGCGUUGCGCAGGAACCCUCACCGCCUGUGUGCGGGGACCCUGGGGGUGGCGGUCAUCGUCUUCCUACUCGGCUUUCUUUUCGGAUGGAUUGCAAAACCCACCGGUGAAAUUAAUACCAUAAUUCCGCGCCGAAAUAUGAAGAAGGCAUUUCUGGAUGAAUUGAAAGCUGAAAACAUCAAAGCAUUUUUAUAUAAUUUUACACGGAUCCCACAUCUGGCAGGAACAGAACAAAACUUGGACCUUGCAAAGCAAAUCCAAUCCCAGUGGAAGGAAUUUGGCCUAGAUUCGGUUGAACUUACUCCCUAUGAUGUCCUCUUAUCCUACCCCAAUGAGACUAAUCCCAACUAUAUCUCUAUCAUUGAUGAAGAUGGAAAUGAGAUUUUCAAGACCUCAUUAUUUGAACCCCCUCCUCCAGGAUAUGAACAUGUUCCAGAUGUGGUGCCACCUUUUAGUGCUUUUUCACCACAGGGGAUGCCAGAGGGUGAACUAGUAUAUGUGAAUUAUGCAAGAACCCAAGAUUUCUUUAAAUUGGAGCGGGAUUUAGGAAUCAAUUGUUCUGGAAAAAUUGCCAUUGCUAGAUAUGGGAAAAUUUUCAGAGGAAAUAAGGUUAAAAAUGCUCAACGGGCAGGAGCCAAAGGGAUUAUCCUCUAUUCUGAUCCUGCUGAUUAUUCUUCCCCUGGGGUAGAACCUUAUCCAAAGGGUUGGAACCUUCCAGGAGGUGGUGCCCAGCGUGGAAAUGUGCUAAACCUCAAUGGUGCAGGUGACCCUCUCACUCCAGGUUAUCCAGCUAAUGAAUAUGCUUAUAGAUAUGAUAUAACUGAGGCUGUUGGUCUUCCAAAGAUUCCUGUUCAUCCAAUUGGAUACAACGAUGCCCAGAUCUUACUAGAAAAUAUGGGAGGACCAGCACCACCAGACAAUAGCUGGAAAGGAAGGCUUAAUGUGCCAUACAGCAUUGGGCCUGGCUUUACUGGAAACUAUUCUACACGAAAAGUCAAAAUGAAUAUUCACAGCAACACCAAAGUAACAAGGAUUUACAAUGUGAUUGGAACUCUAAGAGGAGCAGUGGAACCAGACAGGUAUGUAAUUCUGGGAGGUCAUCGUGACUCAUGGGUGUUUGGUGGCAUUGAUCCUCAGAGUGGAGCUGCUGUAGUACAUGAGAUUGUGAGGAGUUAUGGAAAACUGAAAAGGGAAGGAUGGAGGCCAAGAAGAACAAUGAUAUUUGCUAGUUGGGAUGCUGAAGAAUUUGGUCUAUUGGGAUCCACUGAGUGGGCUGAGGAAAAUUCCAAAAUACUUCUAAAACGUGGAGUGGCUUAUAUUAAUGCAGAUUCUUCUGUAGAAGGAAACUACACUUUGAGAAUCGAUUGUACACCAUUAAUGUACAGACUGGUAUACAGCUUAACAAAAGAGCUUCGAAGUCCUGAUGAGGGUUUUGAAGACAAAUCUCUAUAUGAGAGCUGGAAGGAGAAAAAUCCUUCAACAGAAUUCAAUGACCUACCCAGGAUUAACAAACUGGGAUCUGGCAAUGACUUUGAAGUCUUUUUUCAUAGACUUGGCAUUCCUUCAGGCAGAGCUCGCUAUACUAAAAAUUGGAAAACAGACAGAUACAGCAGCUAUCCAGUAUAUCACAGUGUCUAUGAAACUUACGAAAUAGUGGAAAAUUUUUACGACCCUACUUUUAAGAAUCACCUCACAGUGGCUCAGGUCCGAGGAGGCAUCGUUUUUGAGUUGGCCGACUCCAUCAUUCUCCCUUUGGAUUGUCAAGACUAUGCCAAAGUUUUACAAAAAUAUGUUAACAGCAUUUAUGAACUGGCUCAGAAACAUCCAGAAAAGCUGCAGGCAUACAAUGUAUCCUUUGAUCCACUUUUCUCAGCGGUGAAGAAUUUUACAGAAACAGCUACUAACUUCAGCAAGAGACUACAAGACUUAGACACAAACAACCCGGUCUCAGUGAGAAUUAUCAAUGAUCAGCUAAUGUUUUUAGAAAGAGCUUUCAUUGAUCCUCUUGGAUUGCCUGGAAGCCCAUUCUAUAGGCACAUCAUCUUUGCUCCAAGUAGUCAUAACAAGUAUGCUGGUGAGGCAUUCCCAGGAAUUUAUGAUGCUCUCUUCGAUAUUGAAAACAAAGAAGAUCCUUCAAAGGCCUGGGCAGAAGUCAAGAAGCAGGUUUCUAUUGCAGCCUUCACAGUGCAAGCUGCGGCAGGCUCUCUGAAGGAAGUCGCAUGAUAUCUGGAGCAAGGGGUGGCAUGUGAAAGCUGAGCAUCUUUCAGAAAAUGCCCAGUAGCAGAAUGGAUACCCACCUAUUGGGGAAUACCUCAACAAACUGGUAUAGGCAUGUAAAGGAAUAUUAUUGUGCCAUAAGAAGUGAUGAUUAUGAAGAACUCACUGAACUAUGGAAAGAUUUGUAUGAACUGAUGCAGAGUGGAACAAGAAAGACCAGAAGAACAGUACCUACAAUGGUUGUAAUAAUUUAAAUGAAAAUAAUACUCAAUGGAAGCCAAACUCUGAGUAAUUGUAAUGAGCACUCUUGAUUCCAAAGAAUAGGUAGUGAAACAUACCUUUCUCCUGGCAGGUAGGAACAGAAGAGGAAAGUAGAACACACUGAAUACACUCCCAAACUGGUUGAUUUUACUUAGCUGUUUUAAGAGGACGGUUCAAUAACAGGUGUCAGAGGAGAAGCAUGGGAGCUUAUAUGAGGAAUGAUGGGCAUGUAAAAAUACAUCAAUUACUUUUCUUUAAGAGGAGGAUUCAGUAAUGGGUGGCAGAAGAGAAGCAAGGGAGCUUAUUUCUGGAGAUGAUAGUCAUGCAAAAAUACAAACAGUAUCAAUAAAUUUUUUAAAAGGUGCUAUAGUUUAUCGUCAAGUGGUUAGAGUUAACUCAUUUCUGUGAGAACUCAGUUGAAUCAUUUAUUGAUAGUCUCUCAUUUUAAGGGUCUCCAAACAUGUAUGUGAUAUAUACUUAUUCCAUUAUUGUCUAAGAGCAUUUGGAAGAUGAUCUCAAUUUUCGGAUACAAUUUGAGGAACAGAAGACUUUUAUCUGGCACAGAAUGUUGUGGUAAAUCACAUUUUCUGAUUAGUAAAAAUUAAUUAGAAUACAAAGAUACAUAUAAAGAGUUUUGCAUAAAGAGCUUGGCAUAAUGGAUGAAGGGCUAGCCUUGGAAUUAGAAGUCCUUCUGACAUAUAACCUCUUAAUGCCCUGGGCAACUUUCUGAGAUUAUAAAUUACAGAAAGUUGCAUACCUGCAUCUAUGGAGAGAAUAGUCCAUAGAUACCAGGAAUUCCCUACAAUGAUAAAAUCACAAGUCCAGACUCUCCUUCCCUCCCUUUCCCCUCCCUUUCCCUCUAUCCAAGAUACACAUAAUACUAAUACUAUGCUGUUGUGGUAGAGUGUACUGAAUUGGGAGCAAGGAGACCUAGGCCUUAGUCUUAAGCCCUGCCAGUAACUAACCCUGUGACUUUGGGCAACUGAUUUUGCCUCCUUAGGCCUCAGUUUCCCUUUCUUUAAAAUAAUCUGUGAAGUCCCUGUGAGCUUAUAGUCCACUAAAGCCUCCUGUUAUUUUAGAGGAAGUGUUGUCCUGCUAUGUUUCCUCUAUCUUGUAAUUGUGAUCUUUAUUUUCCUAGCUAGGCUAGCCCUCAUAGGACACACAUACAGCUCGGUCAACCUGUCCACAACUCCUUUCCUGCAUGGUAGUACCUGCAAGAGUAUGUGUUCAGCAAGUAUAACUUUCAAGAACCCAGUCACCUGAAUCAAAAGCCGACUUAGUGAGGAAUAGUUCAAUGCAUUCUGAAGAACUUUGGGCUUGAAGUCAUGAAAGGCUCCUGCCCCUGCCAUUCCCUAGCUAUGUGACCCCUGGCAAGUCCCUUAACCUCUCUAAGCUCAGUUUCCUCAUCCUUAAAAUGGAAACAAUACCUGGAGUGCCUAUCUCAAAAGGGUUGUCUUGAGGCUAAAAUUUGAUAAUGUAUGUAAAUCACUUUAUACCCUUUAAAGUGGUUAUAUAAAGGUCAAUAUCAUUAACAUUUUUGUUCUUGUGUUUCCCAGAAGAUAAUUUCUCUUCUGUCAAUACUUCACAUGUAGAAAGUUUCCUUCCUAUAUCCACAGCUCUUGUCGCAAUAUGACUAUCUCAGUCCAACAUACUUCCUUACUAAUCCCCUGCAGUCCACAUUCAUUCAUCACAACUUUUAUUCAUCCCACAUACCUGGUAACAAUAAUUCUUCUCUGACACCAUUCUCAUCCUAGUGUUCUGGAAUAAUCCACUAAUAUCUUUUUAUUGUGUAUCAGAUCCAAUCUGUCAUCAUUGGGACUGAACAGCAUCUGCUUGUCAAGACUGCUGAUGGAAUUCUUUGGUUAGAUUGUGAAACUACUGGCUGAACUGCAACUGAGCCUUAUAGAUGACUACUGAGAUGCAGUAAUAGUUUCUUGCUCAGGGUAAUCCUUUGGUGCUAUCGUCAGAAUGUUGUGCUAAAAGGACCUUGGGUCAGACCUCUUGCUGCAGCUCUUAUGCCUUUUAAGUCCCAUUACCAAAUAGCCACCACUCCCUAGGUAGUAUAGUGGACAGAGUGCUAGACUUGGAGUUAGGAAGACCUAAGUUCAAAUCCUGACACAUACUUAUUAGUGGUGUGAUACUAGUCAAGUCACUUACCCUAUCAGUGUUUUAGUUUCUUCAUCUGAAGUGAGAUAAUAAAUGUAAAGUGGUUAAAGUGCUAUAUGUUAGCUAUUGUCACAAUGUUUUUUGUUAUGCUGUGUAAUAAAAUCAGAUUAAAAUCUUA
Molecule: messenger RNA, 5050 nt
Organism: Trichosurus vulpecula (common brushtail)
Lineage: Eukaryota; Metazoa; Chordata; Mammalia; Diprotodontia; Phalangeridae
Product: glutamate carboxypeptidase 2-like
Exons: 19
Coding region: 259-2511 (750 amino acids)
Molecular function (GO): carboxypeptidase activity
Source: RefSeq, a predicted model, not a curated record